Drosophila suzukii is the source of this 1624-nucleotide messenger RNA. RefSeq names its product obstructor-H (gene obst-H). Lineage: Eukaryota; Metazoa; Arthropoda; Insecta; Diptera; Drosophilidae. The record is from RefSeq and is a predicted model, not a curated record. Gene Ontology annotation, molecular function: chitin binding. Gene Ontology annotation, cellular component: extracellular region.
UAGUGGUUCAACUUAGGAAUAAUGAAAUGUAAAAUAUUCUCCUUCAAAAUAUUCAUUUUGUCGUUUACGUGAUUUUUUGCUGUUACAACACACUCGCAUAAGAAAACGUUGAUCUUAAGAUCGUUUGACAGUACCAGGUCCCUCGUUCUGUUGAAAAUUGAGAUACUUAAAACGAAUUGGAGCGUGCUUAGUGAUAAUUUCGUAUCUCUAUCGCUGAUAAAGCCAGAAUAGUCUGAAUUUCAAAUGAACGAUAAUAAAACUUUGUGCGACAGAGUAACUCCCAGUCGCGUCGGCUAAUCCCAAGUAUUUUUCUGCUUGACGUCUUGGUUUUUAGCUAUCCACAAACUAAAUACGGCCAAUGCGGCGUUUGUUGAGGUCAAUGAUUUCUGUUGCGUUGUCUUUUUCACGCUUUUGACGCUUUUUUGUCCGUAUGUACAUACAUAAGUAUGCACGAAUGUGCGAGCAUAUUGAAUAUUAAUUUUUAAGUUUUUCGGCUUGUGUAAACAUAUUCAGCGAAAUAAGUGGAACCAUCGACCGCUGUAAUGUCGAUUCUGCAAGCCACUGAUGACAUAAUGGAAGAUAUGUAGUUGAAAAGCCAACUAAAAAUGCUGGGUGCUGAGGUGAUUCACGGGGACCAGAAUAUUUUGUAAUUCAAUGAACCUCGUCUAGAGAUAUCUCGAAGGCCUUCUCGAUAAAGUGAUACUCAAUUAGACUAAAAAGAAAUGCAUGUCGGCGGUUAUUUCUUGGGGAAAAUAAAUCGAAAGAGGUCCAUAAAUAUAAUGGGGAAACCGACGAGUUCUUUCAGUAGAAGACUCAAGACGAAGCCAAUAAAAUGUCAAAAUACUUGGUGUACCUGUGCCUGUGGCUGCUCUGGAGUUGCCAAAUAAAUGCAGAUAGCUUUGAGGAAUGUGAGGGGGCCGAAGACGAGACAUUCGUGCAAAGUUGGGAGAGUUGUCAGUCCUAUGUGUACUGCCAGGGUGAGGAUUCCGUGAAGGGCGAGUGCGGUGAGGGCGAAUACUUUGAUGCGGCGACGGGGGAAUGUGACGUGGCUGCCAAUGUCCAGUGCUUUCUGGACGAGGUCGAUGAACCCGCGGACCCGGAACCGGAACCGGAAGCAGAGGAGAAGGAGGAGAUAGUGCCCGCCACCCCGAGGCCAACUGAUCCACCGACUGUCCCACCAACCGAAGUGGAUAUCCUUGACAUAGCCCCCGUGGUGAAGCCCAACUGUCCGAUCAGCGAUGAUCCUAGUCAGGUUAUCUUAAUGGCCAGCAACGAAUCGUGCGCCAAUUACUACCUAUGCUAUCAUGGACAUGCCAUGGAAAUGCAUUGCCCCAAUCAGUUGUAUUUCAAUUCGGUUUCCGGACAGUGCGAUUAUCCGGAGAAAGUUCAGUGUGCGCUGGAAGAUCCGCGAUCUCACAAGUGCCUGCCUCACAUGACCGAGUUCUUUCCACAUCCGGACAACUGCAAUUACUUCUACUACUGCAUCAAGGGUUUCCUCACCCUCCAACAGUGCCCCUUCUACUACGGUUGGGAUAUCGAACGCAGGAGUUGUGUGCAGAUAAGUGUGGCGAAAUGCUACGGAAACUCCCGACGAAUAUAGGCCGGAAACUUCCCCACGCUUCGA